Plasmopara halstedii is the source of this 567-nucleotide messenger RNA. RefSeq names its product FAM173 family. Gene Ontology annotation, molecular function: protein-lysine N-methyltransferase activity. Gene Ontology annotation, cellular component: mitochondrion. The transcript has 2 exons. Bases 1 to 567 code for a protein of 188 amino acids. The record is from RefSeq and is a predicted model, not a curated record. Lineage: Eukaryota; Oomycota; Peronosporomycetes; Peronosporales; Peronosporaceae. Gene Ontology annotation, biological process: regulation of mitochondrial ATP synthesis coupled proton transport; peptidyl-lysine trimethylation; positive regulation of proton-transporting ATP synthase activity, rotational mechanism.
AUGCUUGCCCCUCGAAAAACACUUCACUCGACGCCGUUGAGUAUAUUCCGCCGGGCGCUUGAGCUUGUGCAUGUCGAUACUUCCGACGUCGUCUACGACUUAGGAUGCGGGGACGGCCGCCUCCUGAUUGAGGCUGCGCUGAGCUUUGGUGUGCGCGCCGUGGGCGUGGAGAUCGAUUCGAAGCGGGUGCAGCAAGCGCGGGACGCCGCAAAGGCCAACGGCGUUGAGCACUUGGUAACAGUGCAUGAGGCCAACGCGCUGGAAUAUAGAAUACCCGUCGAAGCCACCAUCGUCUUUUUAUUUCUCAUCAGCCGCGGCCUGUCACUGGUGCGGCCAAAGCUAGAGAAGCUGCAAGCGUGUCGCGUGAUCACGUACCUCUAUCUGAUCCCAGGUCUCAUGCCUUUGGAAAAGCACUACUUAUCAGCAAGAGAACCAGUGCGAAAUAAACGAGAGGCGACUAUUGAAGCCGAGUUUGGUAAAUAUUCGGCAGGCUUAAUCGACGUGGUAUUUCCAGUGUACUUUUACCACUUCCCCACACUAACGCAAUCUGCCAAAAAUCUGCCAUGA